Molecule: messenger RNA, 1638 nt
Organism: Trichoderma virens Gv29-8
Lineage: Eukaryota; Fungi; Ascomycota; Sordariomycetes; Hypocreales; Hypocreaceae
Exons: 1
Coding region: 1-1638 (545 amino acids)
Molecular function (GO): hydrolase activity, acting on carbon-nitrogen (but not peptide) bonds
Source: RefSeq, a predicted model, not a curated record
AUGACAGCCACACUGUUUGCAAACGGCAAGUUCUUCGCCACUCAAUCCGAGGGGGGAGAGCAGGAUGCCCAAUUUCACGAAUGCAUGCUCGUCGAAAAUGGAAUAAUCCAAUAUGUCGGUAGUGAUGAUGCCAGCAUUAGAGCUCUGGCCGCUUCGAAAGGUGCCGACGUGCGGGAUCUCGACGGUUACCAUGUACUUCCUGGCUUCAUUGAUGGCCAUGUACAUGCCCUCUUGCUCGGCCAGUCUCUGCAACGGCUAAACCUGGAAAGAUGUCAGAGCCUACAGGAAAUCCGAGACAUGAUCAGCAAUUACGCAGCAACACAUCCCGGUGCAUCUCGCAUUCUGUGCGGUGGUUGGAUGGAGUUUAUGACCGAUGGCAAAGCCGAUGUCUCGAUGCUGGAUGAUUUGGAUCCGCGGCCUAUCUAUAUCAUGUCGAGAGAUCUUCACUCCUGCUGGUGCAACACAGCAGCAAUUCAAGAUAUUGGGGUGGAGUCUGCACCCAAUCCUGUAGGAGGAACGAUUCAUCGCGAUGCUCAAGGCAAAGCACUCGGCUUCCUCAGUGAAGCCGCGUGCACAGUUCUUGUAUGGCCGCAUUUGGCACAGAUUGCCACGCCAAAGGACCGAGUUGGAGCGAUGAGAGAUGCAAUUCAAGCUCUCCACGCCGUGGGCUGCACAGGCUGUGUAGAAAUGGCUAUGGAUGAUGUUGCAUGGGAUGCACUGCAGACUCUCCGGGCAGAAAUGGGCGGCCAGCUCCCUGUGCAUAUUGCGGCCCACUGGCUUGUUCGCCCCACGGAUUCUACGGAUGGCGACGUGGAAGAGCUUACUCGGGCAAUCGCUUUAAGCAAAGAGUUCAACGCAGCCACUUCUCCAGACUUUCGCAUCGUGGGCAUCAAAAUAAUGUGCGACGGCGUUGUUGACUCGUGCACGGCAGCUCUGAUAGAGCCUUACUCCACUACAGGCGUAUCGGCAGAUCCUAUCUGGACUCCCGAAGCUCUUGGAGCAGUCGUUCGCAAAGCAGACCAAGCUGGCCUGCAGUGUGCCCUGCACGCCAUUGGAGACGCCGCUGCAAAGCUUGCUAUCGAUGCGCUGUCAGAGCAUGGUACCCCGGGUCGUCGCCAUCGCAUUGAGCACCUUGAGCUGACUAGCCCUGGUGAUGGGGCUCGACUUGCCGCUGCCGGCAUCACCGCGUCCAUUCAGCCCGCUCACGCCGAUCCAGUCCUGCUCAAGGCCUGGCCAGAACUGCUGGGUACAUCUCGAUGUAAAAGAGCUUUCGCAUAUGGCGAUUUCGCUGCCUCUGGAGCCAAUAUUUCCAUUGGAUCUGACUCUCCCACUGCAUCAUGGGACGUUCUUCGCAAUCUUUACACGGCGACGACCCGGCGAUCUGUGCGCGAUAGAGAGUACACGGCAGUGGUGAAUCCUGAGUUUGCCCUGUCCCUGUGCCAGGCCAUGCAGGCCGUGACACACGGAAGCGCCUACUCUUGUUUUGCUGAGGGCUGGACGGGAAGCCUGAAGAAGGGCCUGCAGGCAAAUUUUGUGGUAGCCAACAUGGAAUGGACCCCUCAGUCGUUGCUUCAGGCGCAAGUGAAGGAGACAUGGUAUAGAGGAAAGAAGGUGUAUGAUGCUCCAGCGAAAAUUUGA